AUUACAUUUUCUAAAAACAAAAAAAGACUCUCAUCUCACUUGUGGUUAUGUAACAUCGAUACCCAAUAGUUACUUAGUCACGUGUAGAAAUUUUGACCUUGAUUUUCUUCCCUUGUUUCCAUGCCAUCAGGAGCAACUGCCUAUCUUAGCCGCUGUGAUUGGAUACAGUUGGGUAGUAGGCGGCUUAUGCGGCGCCCACCUCUGUCGCCGCGUGUCGCUGUUGUGCUCGUGGAGCCAGACGGUUUCUGACGCGGCGCGCCGCGCGCUCGUUGGUCUGACGUUUGUUUCCGGAUGUUAUCGGGGAGCAAGAAUGGCUGCGAUGUUUGCGUGUUGUCUAGGCUGCUGCGGAGAUGGCGGAUCGGGGCAUAUUCCCCUCAAAGAAAUGCCCAUUGUCCAGUUAGAUACCCACCACAUGGGCACAGAUGUCGUCAUAGUGAAGAGCGGCCGGAGGAUAUGUGGCACUGGAGGCUGUCUGGCCAACGCUCCUCUGCACCAGAACAAAAGUUAUUUUGAGUUUAAGAUCCAGUCCACCGGUGUGUGGGGAUUAGGUGUGGCUACACAGAAAGUGAAUCUUAAUCAAGUGCCUAUGGGCAGAGACACAAACAGCCUGGUCCUGAGGCAUGAUGGGUCUGUGUACCACAAUAAUGAAGAGAAGAAUCGCCUACCUGCAAACAGCCUUCCUCAGGAGGGUGACAUUGUGGGCAUCACAUACGACCACGUGGAGCUGAAUUUAUAUCUGAAUGGAAAGAACAUGCAUUGUCCUGCCUCAGGGAUCCGAGGCACUGUUUACCCGGUUGUUUACGUGGAUGACAGUGCCAUCUUAGACUGCCAGUUCAGUGACUUCUACCACACAGCUCCACAAGGAUUUGAGAAGAUCCUCUUUGAGCAACAAAUCUUCUAAAGGAGCCCGCCCCCGCAUCUCAUAGCAACCUCUGUGACACCACAGUUUCACCUUGAUUGGAUGAUACUAUGUGUGGCUUGACUACCUUUUGUUUUGUUGCCCCCCCGAUUACUCUCUCUCUACUGAUUGUCCGGAUCGACGUUGGAGUGGGGAUUUCUGAUCAUUGGUCGGCUAUGCUUGUGUCAGUGGUAAUCCCUCUGUAUUAACUGAGACACUUUCAAUUGCUGCUUACAUUCUCAGUCUGUGUAUAGAUGCCAGAUCGUGGAUGUAAUGGUAAACGGUUCCCCCCUUUUCAGGAUCAGAAGCCAUGUUUUAUUGACAUUGCUACAUACAUGUGUUUUUGAUUAUUAUCCCCCACAUGCCAUACUGACAUCUAAGCAUACACUCUAUAUUUAUAUGUAUUUAUUUGAGUCACAGACCAAAGUGAUGUCUUUUUGGUAUGACACAUGUAUUUUUUUUUACAUUUUUUGGCAAUCAAGAGUUUGUGAACUGAAUAAGGAUCAGCUGGUAAUACUGAAACAACAGUCAACAAUAUCCCAUUCACUUUUAUGUUGUCUCAUUCACUGAGGUUUGAUGAAGUGAAACAUUUCUUAAAUGACCCACAUUAAUAUGUAUUAUCUUCAUUUCUAAAUGACUUCUUUGAACAGCCCUUUAGAUCUCUCACUCUUCUCUUCCCGGGUGUAUUUGUUCUGAAUAUCUGAAUAUCACCAGAGCUGUUGCUGGCUGUCUCUGAUUAGAAGUAUGUGGUUAGAACUGUCAAUCUGUUGUGUUGUGUUGACAUUGCAUAUCCGUUGCUGAAGUGUGACAGUUCAUUAUUCCAAAUGCUAAUCUUUAUUUUGCACUGAUGUUAUUGUACAAGCAAAUCCAAAAAAGUGUUGAUUCAUUAAACUUUUGUGUGUCUGGAGGCA
Messenger RNA from Anarrhichthys ocellatus (wolf-eel), 1809 nucleotides. RefSeq names its product SPRY domain containing 7b (gene spryd7b). NCBI's taxonomy places the organism in Eukaryota, Metazoa, Chordata, Actinopteri, Perciformes, Anarhichadidae. The coding region runs from base 311 to 901 and encodes 196 amino acids. The transcript is spliced from 5 exons. The record is from RefSeq and is a predicted model, not a curated record. Gene Ontology annotation, molecular function: protein binding.